This is a messenger RNA of Pseudoliparis swirei, 1828 nucleotides long. Its product is annotated as claudin-4-like. NCBI's taxonomy places the organism in Eukaryota, Metazoa, Chordata, Actinopteri, Perciformes, Liparidae. The transcript is spliced from 2 exons. The record is from RefSeq and is a predicted model, not a curated record. Gene Ontology annotation, molecular function: structural molecule activity. Gene Ontology annotation, biological process: cell adhesion; bicellular tight junction assembly. Gene Ontology annotation, cellular component: bicellular tight junction; plasma membrane. Bases 41 to 1171 code for a protein of 376 amino acids.
UCAAGCAUUCUCCCAGAGUCACACUCGGAGAGGGAAGGCGAUGACUUCCAUGGGGUUGCAGAUGACGGGGUGCGCCAUGGGCCUGCUUGGCUGGAUCGGGGUGCUCAUCGUCUGCGGCACGCCCAUGUGGCGGGUCACGUCCUUCAUCGGCAGCAACAUAGUGACAUCCCAGGUCAUCUGGGAGGGCAUCUGGAUGAACUGCGUGGUCCAGAGCACAGGCCAGCUGCAGUGUAAGGUGUACGACUCCAUGCUGGCUCUGAGCAGCGACCUGCAGGCGGCCCGGUACCUGAUGGUGGUUUCCAUCGUCACCGGCAUCGUGGGGAUCUUCAUAGCGUUCUUCGGCGGGAAGUGUACCAACUUUAUCCCAAACGAGAGGGCCAAGGCGAGGGCCUCUGUGGCAGCAGGCGUGUUGCUGAUCAUCAGCGGGCUCCUCUGCCUUAUCGCCGUUUCAUGGACCGCCUCCAUUAUCAUAAGGGACUUCUACAACCCCAUGCUGAUGUACGCCCUGAAAAGAGAGCUGGGGGCCUCUCUGUACAUCGGCUGGGGGGAGCUGGGCAUUAGCCUGUCCAUGAUUGGCGUCGCCGGGACCAUCCUGAUCUGCGCCCUGCCCAUGUGGAAGGUGACGGCGUUCAUCGGCACCCAGCUGGUGGUCAUGCAGGUGUUCUGGGAGGGCCUGUGGAUGACCUGCGUCAGCGAGUACACCGGCCAGAUGCAGUGCAAGCUCUAUGACGCCCUACUGGACCUGUCGCCGGACCUGCAGGCGGCCCGCGGCCUCAUCUGCAUCGGCCUGGUGCUGGGGUGCCUGGGCUUCCUGGUCUUCCUCCUGGGGGCGCGCUGCACCAACUGCCUGGGCCACCCAGCGCUCAAGGCGCGGCUGGUGCUGGGCUCCGGGGCCGUCUUCUGCCUGGCGGCACUCGUCACCGUGGUCGCCGUCUCCUGGACGGCCAACUCCGUCAUCAGGGACUUCCACAACCCGCUCGUCCCCGAGGUGCUCAAGAGGGAGCUCGGGGCGGCCAUAUACAUCGGCUUUGUCGUGUCCGGCUUGCUGUUCUGCGGGGGGGCCAUACUGUGCACGAGCUGCCCGCCACGGAGGGCCGGGUUCCCCUCCGGCAGGUACAUGCUGGCCAAGACACCCACGGGCAGCAGCUACGCCAUCAAGAACUACGUGUGAGGGCAUCGAUCAAGUCCCCACUGAAGGAUGCAUGCAUUGAACUGUAUGAUAUGAUGGGCUGUAUGUAGAUAUUAAACAACUAAAUGUGUUUGAACAUAUAGAAGGACUCUUACGGUGUGCUUUGCAAGUCAUUCUAAUAUGAUGUCCUUUUAGAGACUUGUGGAUUAUCCGUUAUCCAGACCAGGUUGACCUUCCUUAAGGCCCAGAGCAGUAGGUACUGAUAGAGGAGCUCUGCUGUCUCUCUUCAUGGAAUCCUGCAUCGAGGGGCAUGAGGGGAGUCCAAUGUCUAAAGAUCACAACACACACACACACACACACACACACACAGAGGCUUGCAGAAGAAACGACGUCAUGAUCUCUGCCUGCAUUUGUACGCGUAUAAGCCUGGCUGGGAAACAACCGUAUUUAGUAUUUCCACAAUUCUGUACAUCCAGCACAGGUUAAAUACCCUUUGAAGAGCAAAAAACGUAUGAAUUGAAGUUGGCGAUGCAUCUUGAUCACAUAUUUUUUUCUCACUUGUAUUGCUGUGUGUUGCUUCUCUUCUUAAUAAACCUUCAGUUUAAGACACCGAGUCUCCCGCUGCUUCUUCAGUCUCCAGCUCAUCUGCUCACAACAUUUCCAUCACACACAGUGUCAAGUUGAAGACCUUUACCAAUU